ACACAGCAACAUGUCGGCCGAAGUUGAGGAGAUGCUGAAGCAUUUCCAUUCCAUGAAGAACGUUAUGGGCAUCGUUGUGAUCGACAACGAUGGCAUACCCAUCAAGAGCACCCUGGACCACACCCUGAGUGUGCACUAUGCGGCCACAAUGCAGACCCUGCGGGAGAAGGCCCGCCAGGUGGUCCUCGACUUGGAUGCCACCAAUGAGUUCUCAUUUCUGCGUAUGCGUACCCUGUACCAUGAGAUUAUGCUGUGCCCAAAGCCAGAUUACUUUAUCGUAGUCAUACAGAACCCAAGCGAAUAGGCAACAAAAAACCAAAAAUUACGUUCCUGAUUAAAACUUAAUUCCGCGCAUUAAAGUAUUUAUUUGUAUCGGACACACAGUUGAGCCUCCCUCCACAUUUCAUUUGCUAUAAAAGUCAAUUACAAAGAAUUAAAGAAAUGUUCAGUAAAUGAAA
This is a messenger RNA of Drosophila subobscura, 458 nucleotides long. It is a transcript of the gene robl22E, whose product is annotated as dynein light chain roadblock-type 1. The record is from RefSeq and is a predicted model, not a curated record. Bases 11 to 304 code for a protein of 97 amino acids. The transcript has a single exon. Gene Ontology annotation, molecular function: dynein intermediate chain binding. NCBI's taxonomy places the organism in Eukaryota, Metazoa, Arthropoda, Insecta, Diptera, Drosophilidae. Gene Ontology annotation, cellular component: centrosome; cytoplasmic dynein complex; cytoplasm. Gene Ontology annotation, biological process: microtubule-based movement.